This is a messenger RNA of Panthera uncia (snow leopard), 1164 nucleotides long. It is a transcript of the gene GPR3, whose product is annotated as G protein-coupled receptor 3. Gene Ontology annotation, molecular function: G protein-coupled receptor activity. Gene Ontology annotation, biological process: G protein-coupled receptor signaling pathway. Lineage: Eukaryota; Metazoa; Chordata; Mammalia; Carnivora; Felidae. The coding region runs from base 22 to 1014 and encodes 330 amino acids. The transcript has a single exon. The record is from RefSeq and is a predicted model, not a curated record. Gene Ontology annotation, cellular component: membrane.
GGCCUUUCUCCUACAGGUACCAUGAUGUGGGGUGCAGGCAGCCCCCUGGCCUGGCUCUCUGCUGGCUCAGGAAACGUGAAUGUGAGCAGCGUGGGCUCAGCAGAGGGGCCCACAGGCCCAGGCGCACCGCUACCCUCACCCAAGGCCUGGGAUGUGGUGCUGUGCAUCUCAGGCACCCUGGUGUCCUGUGAGAACGCGCUGGUGGUAGCCAUCAUUGUGGGCACUCCCACCUUCCGCGCCCCCAUGUUCCUGCUGGUGGGCAGCCUGGCCGUGGCCGACCUGCUGGCAGGCCUGGGCCUGGUCCUGCACUUUGCUGCUGUGUUCUGCGUUGGAUCGGCGGAGAUGAGCCUGGUGCUGGUUGGCGUGCUGGCGAUGGCCUUUACCGCCAGUGUCGGCGGCCUACUCGCCAUCACCGUCGAUCGCUACCUUUCUCUGUACAAUGCCCUCACCUACUAUUCAGAGACAACGGUGACUCGGACUUAUGUGAUGCUGGCCCUAGUGUGGGGGGGCGCCCUGGGUCUGGGGCUGCUGCCUGUGCUGGCGUGGAACUGUCUGGAUGCCCGGGCCACCUGUGGCGUGGUAUAUCCACUCUCCAAGAACCAUCUGGUGGUCCUGGCCAUUGCCUUCUUCAUGGUGUUUGGCAUCAUGUUGCAGCUCUAUGCCCAGAUCUGCCGCAUCGUCUGCCGCCAUGCCCAGCAGAUUGCCCUCCAGCGGCAUCUGCUGCCCGCCUCCCACUACGUGGCCACCCGAAAAGGCAUCGCCACACUGGCCGUGGUGCUUGGCGCCUUUGCUGCCUGUUGGCUGCCCUUCACUGUCUACUGCCUGCUGGGCGAUGCCCAUUCCCCACCCCUCUACACCUAUCUCACCCUGCUCCCUGCGACCUAUAACUCCAUGAUCAACCCCAUCAUCUACGCCUUCCGCAACCAGGACGUGCAGAAGGUGCUGUGGGCCAUCUGCUGCUGUUGUUCCUCUUCCAAGAUCCCCUUCCGAUCCCGUUCCCCCAGUGAUGUCUAGCCACAUCUUGGUGACCCUUCAGCCCUGAUCACUACAGAAUUCCAGAAUGUUAGGUCCUCCAGGGCUUUGUUCCACCCCACCCCCCACCCCACCCCCUCCCAGCUCCACACCCCGAAGACCCAGCUGGUUCUGGAGUUCUAGGACAUUGGG